ACCCUCAAUGUGUCCCCCUGCAGCCCCCUCUCCCAUCACACUAGAUCCCUCUAGCCUGUCUGUGCUGGCUACCUGCAGAAGGUGCUGCCCCCCCUUCCUGUUAUCCUAUAGGAUUAUAAAUGGCUAUGGCAAGAGGUACAAAAACACUGCUGGGCUAGCGGAGGACAAGUUACACAGGGAAGAUUCUUUAUGACUGUGUCCAGGAUAUCUGAAAUUCUACAUGUACGCCUGCAGUAGUAUUGAGUGCACUGAGGAAGAGAGGAUGUUUAAUGACUGCUUAAACAUUGCAAAAACAUACACGCAUACCAAAAUAGAACGCCAUGUAGAGUGCAGGUAUGCUAUGAAGAUGGGAAUUCUGGUUUUCAUGAGGAACCUCUUGCUUGCCCUCUGCCUGUUCCUGGUGCUGGGCUUUCUCUAUUACUCUGCCUGGAAGCUGCAUCUUCUGCGUUGGGAAGAUUCCCAUUCAUUUCUACAUGCCUUUGACUCCGUUGGACACAAAUUAGGCCCAGGACGGAGAGAAAGAAAAUCGGGGAUCCUGGCCCUACCCUCAGCUGUCCCAUCGCAUAUUGCUGCUGAAAGAAUCCAGAAAGAACCUAAAGUGCCGGGUGUCGUACCAGCAUCAUCACUUCUAAAAUAUGAUCGACUUGGCUUCCUGCUUAAAUUGGACUCUAAACUACCUGCAGAACUUGCGACCAAGUACGCUAAUUUGUCUGAAGGUGUCUGUAAGCCUGGCUAUGCCUCUGCACUAAUGACCACCGUCUUUCCAAAGUUCUCCAAACCAGCUCCAAUGUUCCUAGACGACUCGUUCAGAAAAUGGGCAAAAAUCCGAGAAUAUGUUCCUCCCUUUGGAAUUAAAGGGCAAGAUAACCUCAUCAAAGCAAUCUUGUCGGCUACGAAAGAAUACCGUCUGACGCCUUCUCUUGACAGCUUAAACUGUCGGCGAUGUAUCAUUGUUGGGAAUGGAGGGGUCCUUGCCAACAAAUCUCUUGGAUCGAAAAUCGAUGAGUACGAAGUUGUGGUCAGGUUAAAUUCUGCGCCAGUAAAAGGUUUUGAGAAGGACGUAGGCAGUAAAACGACACUAAGAAUCACGUAUCCUGAAGGAGCCAUUCAGAAACUUGAACAAUAUGAAAAGGAUUCCCUUUUUGUCUUGGCGGGAUUCAAGUGGCAGGAUUUCAAAUGGCUGAAAUACAUUGUUUACAAGGAGAAAGUGAGUGCUUCAGAUGGAUUUUGGAAGUCGGUCGCCACUCGUGUUCCACGGGAACCACAUGAGAUCCGUAUCCUGAACCCAUAUUUCAUCCAGGAAGCAGCAUUCAGUUUUAUUGGCUUACCAUUCAAUAACGGAUUAAUGGGGAGAGGGAACAUCCCAACACUGGGUAGUGUUGCAAUAACUAUGGCACUACACAACUGUGAUGAGGUGGCAGUGGCUGGCUUUGGAUACGACAUGAAUCUGCCCAAUGCUCCUCUCCAUUACUACGAGACCAUCAAGAUGGCAGCCAUUAAAGAGUCUUGGACACACAAUAUCCAAAAGGAGAAGGACUUUCUAAGGAAGCUGGUGAAAGCGCGUGUUAUCAGCGAUCUCACUAGCGGCAUCUGAAGAAAGCUGUGUGACAAAAGGAUACAGGAAAGCAAUGAAUCUGAGCUGACCAUAGACACUCAACAUUACCAGAGCUGAUCUUCAGGCCCUGCAGAGGAGAGAGCGGAAAGGCUUCCACAACGUAGGGCGUCUGUGCCUCUGUGUGAAGAUUUGGUACUGCACGGAAGCAACUAUACGAAGAGGUUGCACUGUGACACCUGUCACUUGUUCAUAUCUUUCAGAACUGUUUUUGUAGUAGUUAUGACAUUACAACAAAAAAGAAGACUUCUAAAGACAAUUCCCUGUGCCAAACGUACCUCUUGUUAGGGAUGGGAGGUGCGGAUGGGGCACUACAUGCAUUAUGAAUGUAUAAAGUAUUAUUUUAGAUACAAGCAUGGGGCUAUUCUGCAAUGGAGACAGAGCUGUGGAUAGACAGAGAAUGAAACACUAAUACACACAUAUAAAAACACAGAAUAACAUAUCUCUGGUUUUUUAACGCAGAAUUAAUGUCUAUGUUACAUAGAGUUGUGAGGCUUGGAUGUUGUGUCAUUAAAAUCAAUCAUUUCACAUACAUGGAAACUAGAGUACAUAAAGUCCAAGGCAGUGGUUCCGUGCCCCAUGUAUUCUAGCCACAUGUCUAAUGACCGUCCAGGGUUGGGGCAUUGUUGGUGCUGCUAUUAUUUAGAUGGACAAAAUGUUGUCCUGUCUGUCUGUCUGUCUGUCUGUCUUUAAAGAGUGUUUUAAAAAUGUUCCUUUUGGAGAGCGUUAUUUAGUUACUUGUAUACUAAAAACCAUGGAUCAGUGUUAAGAAUGCACCGUUGAUCAGUGUUUUAAACUUUUUGCACCUAAAUUUGCACAGCAAGACAGACUUUAACCUUGGUUUUUAUUAUAUCCCCUGAGAUUAAAGGGACAAAAGGCACAAACUCUCUGUGCCCAGAUCCCCUGAGCCAAGGUGCCACAUUCAGAUAUCAGCAAUACAUUUCAUAUCAUGUAAACUGCCAGUGCUAGACUCACCCAUACUUGUACUUGCGUUUUGGUGAGAAAUUCCACUAAAAUGAAAAUGCAAAUUGAUAGGAUUUACUGUAUCAUUAAAAGGCCAUACUGUGCUGCCAAUGCGCUUGUUGUGUGUUUUAUUGGCCGUCCAACUGUGAAUAAUUCCAGAAGUCUUAUUGUUUAGUAACCCUUCACUUUAAGUUGUAAUUGUGAAAUGUAAAUAAUGACUACACCAAAUGUGCGUAUUUUACCUUGACAAUUAAUUCCUGAACCUUUCAAAGGAACUCCUGUGGCCAACUCUUCCGGUAGUGAAAGACGAAACAGCAAAUCAACACUGGCGUUGGGUUGAUCUUUAAUUCAUGAUGCCAAAUGUUGUUUGAUUACUGUGACUCAACCAGUGUUUGCCCUCAUAAUAAUGGUUUAUGUUGUAAAAGGAAGUUGAAUAUUUCACAUGUGAUAAUAAUCAGACCAGGGAAAUCACACAGUUAUAUAAUGUGAGCUCUAAGGUUUCAAAUGAAAUUAAUGUUGGCAUAUAUUCAAUGCUAAACACAACAGCCUGAUUUUAACCCCUUCACUACCUGGACUUUUUUGCUAUCACUCCAUUUGAACAGAAAUAUAGAAAUAGAGCCUUGUUUUUUUUUUUUUAUUUACCUGUCAAAUAUAUAUAUAUAUAUAUAUAUAUAUAUAUAUAUAUAUAUAUAUAUAUAUAAUUUAUUUUUUUAAGUAGACAUCCCAAGGUAUUGAUCUAGGCCCUUUUUGGUAUAUUUUAUGCCACCACUUUACCGGCAAAUGCGUUAAAAUAAACAAAAUCGUUAACGUUUUUACAAACUUUGGGUUUCUUACUGAAAUUAUUUACAUACCGCUUAUGCAAUCAUGGCACAAAUGGUUGUAAAAAGCUUCUCUGCGAUGCCCUUUGUUCAGAAAUACCAGAUAUAUUUGGCUUUGCCAUUUAUUCUUGGUAAUUAGAAUGCUGCUAAUUGCAGCUGCGCACCACACUUCUAUUAUUCCCCACAGUGAUGGUAGCUUGUAAGGUUAAUUUUAGCUUUAACUUUAGUGUAGAGAUUACCCUCCCACCUGACACUUCCCACCCCCUGUUCCCUACCUGAUCUCUCCCAAACAGCUCUCUUCCCUCCACCCUCCAAUGGUCACCCCCAUCUUAGCUACUGGCAGACAGUCUGGCAAUGUGACAGAUAUUGUUUUUUUUAUUAUAUAUAUAUUCUGCAGAGUAGGAUACCCCCUUACCCUCCAACCUCCCUCAUCCACCCAAACAGCUCUCUAACCUUUCCCCCUCUAACUAGUGCCCUGCAUCUUAGGUACUGGCAGCUGUACCUAUAAAACAAAAAUGCAAAAGUUCAUAGUAAAUACAUAUAUGAGUCUGCAAUUGGCUGAUGGGUGUCACAUGAUACAGUGGGCAGGUAAACUGAAGCAAUCUUUGGAAUUUCUCAGAAAAAAAAUCUGCUAAUUUAAGAUUCAGAGUAAAACUGUAUUAUAUUUUUAAAGGGCAUUUGAAGAUUAUGCAAAUCUACAACAUUUAAUGGUCUUUUAUCUUUAAAGACAUUAUACUCCAAAUUUCUCUAUCUAGUACCAAUUUUUACCUAGAAAGAAGUGAUACUGAACAAGUACUUACUCUAUAUUACUGACAGCCAAGGAGGGUUAAAAAUCACUUCUGUGUUAUUGGCAGUCAAAGGGGCGUGUUACUGGUAGCUACUGAUGGUAGCACAUCUGCUCUGUGUUUUUACUGUCAACAAUGGAGUGUGAAAACUCUGCCCUACUACUGGCAUUCAUGUAUAGUCAAAUCACUGCCAUCUGUGCAUUCCCAACUACCAAUAGGUAAAAUCAUUGCAUUGUGUCAGUUACUGCCAAGCAAAUGUGUUUUGGGGGAGGGGCAUUGUCUGACCCCGCCUACCUCAUGUGUCUGAUCACCAACAGCUCAUCCAGUAUUUUUGGGAAAGAAAACUGGCAACCCUACCCAUGAAUUAAUGAUAAUGAAAACAUUACAAUAUACAUUCAUUAUUUUCCUUUCUUUUGCUGUACAAUAGUUUGCUUUUCAUGUAGAAAGUAUCCCUGUUCCUUACUAUCUAAAGCGAAGAUUCUGUUUACGUAUGCUGUAAACCGCCUGAAUCAGCUUCAUCUGUAGCAAUGAUUGCUUAGAGUAAUGAGCAAACUCAUGUAUAGUUAGUUAACCUUUCUAGUGACUGCAUGGCUAGCACAAUUAUUUUACAGCAAAGCAAUCAAAAUAGCUAAUGACUGUAUAUUGCAAUGUUGUAUUUUUUAUUGCUUUGUUUAUGAGGAAGUCAUCUACAUUUAAUAAUGCCUACAGUUAUGGAUAAAACGGAAAUAUACACAGAUAAGAAUUCUCAGAAAAAUAAAUUCAAAUUUUGCUGCUAUUUGUUUGCUUUACAUGUCAAUAAAAAAUGCCAACGGAA
Messenger RNA from Bombina bombina (fire-bellied toad), 4992 nucleotides. RefSeq names its product ST3 beta-galactoside alpha-2,3-sialyltransferase 3 (gene ST3GAL3). The transcript has 14 exons. Lineage: Eukaryota; Metazoa; Chordata; Amphibia; Anura; Bombinatoridae. The coding region runs from base 221 to 1594 and encodes 457 amino acids. Gene Ontology annotation, molecular function: sialyltransferase activity. The record is from RefSeq and is a predicted model, not a curated record.